This is a messenger RNA of Triticum dicoccoides, 1426 nucleotides long. RefSeq names its product cysteine proteinase EP-B 2-like. Lineage: Eukaryota; Viridiplantae; Streptophyta; Magnoliopsida; Poales; Poaceae. Gene Ontology annotation, biological process: proteolysis. The coding region runs from base 58 to 1185 and encodes 375 amino acids. The record is from RefSeq and is a predicted model, not a curated record. The transcript has a single exon. Gene Ontology annotation, molecular function: cysteine-type peptidase activity.
GCUAGCCAACACCAGCUACUGCUCGGUGAACUAGUUUGGUACGUAGCAGCUAGCACGAUGGGGCAGCUUAGCAAGAACCUUCUGGUGGCGUCCAUGGUGGCGGCCGUGCUGGCCGUGGCGGCGGUGGAGCUGUGCGGCGCCAUCCCGCUGGAGGACAAGGACCUGGAGUCGGAGGAGGCGCUGUGGGACCUGUACGAGCGGUGGCAGACCGCGCACCGCGUGCCCCGCCACCACGCCGAGAAGCACCGCCGCUUCGGCACCUUCAAGUCCAACGCCCACUUCGUCCACUCCCACAACAAGCGCGGCGACCGCCCCUACCGCCUCCGCCUCAACCGCUUCGGCGACAUGAGCCAGGCCGAGUUCCGCGCCACCUUCGUCGGCGACUUCCGCCGCGACACCCUGGCCACGCCGCCGUCCGUCCCCGGAUUCAUGUACGCCGCCGUGAACGUGUCCGACCUGCCGCCGUCCGUGGACUGGCGGCAGAAGGGCGCCGUGACGGGCGUCAAGGACCAGGGCAAGUGCGGUAGCUGCUGGGCCUUCUCCACGGUGGUGUCCGUGGAAGGCAUCAACGCCAUCCGCACGGGCAGCCUCGUGUCCCUCUCGGAGCAGGAGCUCAUCGACUGCGACACGGCGGACAACGAAGGGUGCCAGGGCGGGCUCAUGGACAACGCCUUCGAGUACAUCAAGAGCAACGGCGGGCUCAUCACCGAGGCUGCCUACCCGUACCGCGCCGCCCAAGGCACCUGCAACGUCGCGAGAGCGGCCCAGAACUCCCCCGUGGUGGUGCACAUCGACGGGCACCAGGACGUGCCGGCCAACAGCGAGGAGGCGCUGGCCCAGGCGGUGGCGAACCAGCCCGUGUCCGUGGCCGUCGAGGCCAGCGGGAAGGCGUUCAUGUUCUACUCCGAGGGGGUCUUCACCGGCAGCUGCGGCACGGAGCUGGACCACGGCGUCGCGGUGGUCGGGUACGGCGUGGCAGAGGACGGCAAGGCGUACUGGACGGUGAAGAACUCGUGGGGGCCGUCGUGGGGGGAGCAGGGCUACAUCAGGGUGGAGAAGGAUUCCGGCGCCGCGGGCGGGCUCUGCGGCAUCGCCAUGGAGGCGUCCUACCCCGUCAAGACCGACAGCAAGCCCAAGCCCACGCCGACGCCCAGGCGCGCCCUCGGAGCCAGGGAGUCACAGUGAUGCGGCGGAAUUAUUGCUACUACUACUAUUGUUCCUAGUUAAAUUAAGGGUGAAAUAAGUUAAGAUUGAAUUAAAUGGUUCUGCGUGGGCACGCGGCAAGAAUUAGGCGUGUGUCACGUGGGACAAGGUCGAUCGAUAUCUAUUUGGAUUUUCUGAAUGUAAUGUAAAAUAUAAUGUGAUGUAAUGUAUUGCUGGUUACAGUGUAUGAAAGCUUGCUAAUAUAUUGAGUUCUGUUCAGAGA